AUGGAAGAAAUGAAUCCCAACUCAACACGUGCAGAAUUUGCCCAAGUAACUACUCCUGGUAUGCUAGCACCGAUGUACGUGAAUAACGUAAAUCAUUUGCCAUCUCCGUCAAAGGUCUUGGAACUUGAUACACCACGUACAGUUGAAAUGGUCCCAGGUGAUGGAAUCCCAACAGGAGCAUGGGCUUCAGGUCUUUUUGAUUGUUUCGAUAAUCUCGUACCCAAUUGCUUCAUGGUUACGUUUUGUCCUUGUGUGGCGCUAGCACAAUUGUCUACUCGACUAGGUAUCGCGUCUUACAGAGUUAUCCUAAGCUUGUUGAUUUUCGUGAUGGCAGUAGAGCUCCUGAUGUUUGCAUUGAUCUGGACCACACCUCACGAGAAUGAUGGCCAUGACUCGAACGAGGGGUAUGAACAAUUGGCUGAUGACACGUUUGUGGUCAUUACGGUUCUUGUACAAAUGUUGCUGUUGGUUUACAUUUGGCAGCUUCGCACCAAGACGCGUGCGCAAUUUCAGCUCCCAGGCAAUGCGGUGACAGACUGUGUGAGCUCAUUCUUCUGCUCGUGCUGCACGUUGGCUCAGCUUCGAACGCACGUGCGCAGCUAUCAACCGGGAAGCUGCUCCUUUCGAGCCCCCCGAUGUGCUCCAGGCUUACCCAGGCAAGUCCUACGCCGUGUAAUCGUCUUGUGA
Molecule: messenger RNA, 687 nt
Organism: Peronospora belbahrii
Lineage: Eukaryota; Oomycota; Peronosporomycetes; Peronosporales; Peronosporaceae
Source: the annotation of a GenBank genome assembly